UUAGAGUUAGCCUAAUCUCUAAUAAUAGACAUGGGUACAUGGGAAGGCCAUAUAUCACCGGGAGUAGCUUUCUACUCAUUCGGGAUUGUAUUCUGCGUCCAAAACUCAUGGGCUUAUUUCACACGAGGCCGUAAAUUUCAUCGGAUGCCUUCAAAAACUAAUACAAAGUUUGGGAAAGUAUAUUCUAAGGUGAGACAGUUUCCACUCGAUUCAUUCAUGAAGAUCAUUUACGGCUUCGGGGCUGCAAUGGCGGAACUAUUUUACCCACCAGGCACAAACAAGUUAAUCCUCCUUGAUAGCAACGGAAACUGGGUCCAUAUGAACGAAUGGCAACACUUCACGAUGUAUUCGGCAUUCAUGAUCAGCGGAAUUGUCGAUAUCAUCAGCCAAAAACUUCUUAAAGAACGGGAAACAACUCUCGAGAAAACAAUAAUAGCCAUGGCGUUUUAUAUUACUGCGCUACUGCUGUUUUUCCAUAAGCACGGGAAGGGAGAAUUAGAACUGGAAGCACAUGGCCUACUUCUGUACGCAAACCUUGCUGUGUGUGCGUCGUUAACACUGGAAGUAUGGAGACCGUUUGAUCAGAAAUUGAUAUGGCUGCAUACAUUGCUGAUCAUGCAGAUGGGAAGCUGGCUAUUCCAUCUGGCCUACAUCUUAUUCCGACCGAUCGGCGGGGAGAAAUGGGAUUCCAACAACAUGCACAAUUUGAUGAUACUCCCGAUAUUCUACAGCUGGCACAUAAUCCUGAACUGCACGGUGAUGGGAAUCAUCCAUGUCUUGACCUGGAUAUACUACAGGUACCGAGUCAGCUCCAGCUACUCAAGAAUUGAUAAUUCAGAGCUGCAAUGCUGCAUGCCAUCACAUUCUGACGACAACGAUUCGACGAACGGUGGAACAUUCAGAAGCGAUUUCGACGGAACCAAUUCCAGAAAAAGAUUACAGAAAAGCGAACGGCGGCUUCCAUGACGUCACUAUGGAUGAAGAAACAGCAUUUAUGACGUAACCCAACGCAAAAGCAACAGAUUCACUACAGCGUGACGUUUCUAAAAUAACUAUCGUCUGCCUAAAAUCACAGCACUAUUUGUUCAAAUGCACUAUUGUAAUUUUUCAUCGUGUUUGCCAAUACCUACCUUCAACUAUUACUUGUAUUUCUCUUUGCCUCAUAAAUACAUAAAAAAUAUAGCAUAUGUCAUGUGGAUAAUGAGUCAAAUUUAGCUGCCUUCGAUUGACACAUUCUAAUUUUAAAUUGUUACCGCGUGAAAUUAGGAACAAUUUCAACUGUUUUAACCGUAGGCAGCUAAGUGUACCUUAAUAUUCUAUAAGGUUCCAUUACAUUUGAACCCACGUACAUUUGAACCCAUGACAAU
Messenger RNA from Styela clava, 1367 nucleotides. Its product is annotated as transmembrane protein 45B-like. NCBI's taxonomy places the organism in Eukaryota, Metazoa, Chordata, Ascidiacea, Stolidobranchia, Styelidae. The record is from RefSeq and is a predicted model, not a curated record.